This is a messenger RNA of Scomber japonicus (chub mackerel), 949 nucleotides long. Its product is annotated as glutathione S-transferase omega-1-like. Gene Ontology annotation, molecular function: glutathione transferase activity; glutathione dehydrogenase (ascorbate) activity. Lineage: Eukaryota; Metazoa; Chordata; Actinopteri; Scombriformes; Scombridae. The record is from RefSeq and is a predicted model, not a curated record. Gene Ontology annotation, cellular component: cytoplasm. The transcript has 6 exons. Bases 180 to 899 code for a protein of 239 amino acids. Gene Ontology annotation, biological process: glutathione metabolic process.
UCAAGUGAAUAGGAAGGUGUGCCUAUAGAGUCUCUCUAUAGGCACUCUAGGUGUGCCCAAACGUUUGACUGUUGAGCUCCCUGACACGCCCAACCCGCAAGUGUAGUACAUAAACAGCUACCUGGCAUUUUUGUUGUCAGAGCUCCACUUUUAUACGGAUUUCAACCCUCAUUGUAAACAUGACUACUGAAAAGUGUUUCACCAAAGGAAGUGUUGCACCUGAUCCAGUGCCCGAAGGCCGCAUCAGACUGUACAGCAUGAGGUUCUGCCCCUUUGCGCAGAGGGCCAGACUGGUGCUGAAUGCCAAAGGGAUCAAGUAUGACACCAUCAAUAUUAACCUGAUGGACAAGCCUGACUGGUUCCUUAAGAAGAAUCCCCUUGGUACUGUCCCAACACUGGAGACACCUGCUGGUGAGGUGGUAUAUGAAUCUCCUAUCACAUGUGAAUACCUGGAUGAGGUCUACCCUGAGAAGAGGCUGCUGCCUUCCAACCCGUUUGGUAAAGCUCAACAGAAGAUGAUGCUGGAGCAAUAUUCCAAGAUAAUGCCAUACUUCUACAAGAUCCCGACAGGCAGAAAGAAUGGUGAGGAUGUUUCAGGACUGGAGACUGAACUGAAAGAGAAGUUUACCAAAUUAAAUGAGGACCUGGUUAAUAAGAAGACCAAGUUCUUUGGUGGUGACUCUAUCACAAUGAUUGAUUACAUGAUGUGGCCAUGGUUUGAGAGACUGGAGAUCUUUGAAGUGAAACACUGCCUAGAUCACACACCGGAGCUGAAGAAGUGGUCAGAGCGCAUGUUAGAGGACCCUGCUGUCAAAAUCACCAUGCACAGCAUGGACACCCACAAGGCCUACUACAAGAAUUACGUUGAUGGGAAACCCAAUUUUGACUACGGCCUGUAGAGAACAAAGGCCAACACCAGUAACCGUCCAGCAUUUUGUUUAUACUCGUG